UCAAGCGCUCUCAAUGCUUCUCCUCCCGCCGCCUUCCCCGCCAGCCCACCCUCCCCGGGAGGACCCGCCGACGGCCCGGGCGUCCCCCGCCAGCUGCCCCUCGCCCCCCGAGGAGGAGAGCGCCGAGUAGGGGGGGCCGCCACUGGCGACCGUCCCCCUCGGUCCCCGCUGCCCGGGGGGCCGGGCGGCGGUCAGCGGCGGCGCGGCGGGGCUCGAUGCGGCGGCCAUGGGGCGCGGGGCCCCCCUCGGACCGUGGCUGCUGCGGGCGGCGCUGCUGCUCGGGCUCUGCCCCGCCGCUGCCGUCGCCGGCGGCGGCACCUGGAUGUGGCUGGGCAUCGCCGCCGCCGGCGGGCCGGAGAAGCCGGGCUGCGCCAGCCCGCCGCUGAGCCGCCGGCAGCAGGACCUGUGCGAGCAGAAGCCGGAGCUGGUGCCCGCCAUCCGGGAGGGAGCGCGCCUGGGCCUCCGGGAGUGCCGCAGCCAGUUCCGACACGAGCGCUGGGACUGCCGCCCGCCGCCCGCCGCCCGCCGCGGACCCGCCGCCGUCCCCCCCCUCCCCGCCGCCGCCGCCGCCGCCGCCGCCUUCGGGCACCAGCUCAGCAGCGGCACGAAGGAGACCGCGUUCAUAUCCGCAGUGACGUCAGCAGGCCUCGUGCACUCGGUGACGCGAUCGUGCAGCGCAGGGAACGUGACGGAGUGCUCCUGUGACAUGAGCCUGCGGCAUGGCGGCUCGGCCAGCGAGGGCUGGCACUGGGGCGGCUGCUCGGACGAUAUCCACUACGGAAUGUCGUUCAGCAGAACGUUCCUGGAUGCGCCCGUUAAGAACGUAACAGGCAAGAGUGGGAGCGGACUGGUGGCGAUGAACCUGCACAACAACGAGGCUGGAAGGCAGGCUGUAGCAAAGCUGAUGUCAGUGGAUUGCCGUUGUCACGGUGUUUCUGGGUCCUGUGCUGUGAAAACUUGCUGGAAAACAAUGUCCUCCUUUGAAAAGAUUGGCCGGUUUUUAAAGGAUAAGUAUGAAAACAGCAUACAAAUAUCAGACAGACUGAAAAAAAAGCUACGCAGGAAAGAGAAGAGCCAACGAAAAAUACCAAUUGGGAAAGAAGACCUGCUGUAUGUGAACAAAUCACCCAACUACUGUGUCGAAGACCAAAAAUUGGGGAUCCCUGGGACUCAGGGAAGGGAAUGUAACCGCACCUCAGAGGGACCCGACGGCUGCAACCUCCUCUGCUGUGGGCGCGGGUACAACACCCACGUCGUCAGGCACGUGGAAAGGUGUGAAUGCAAGUUUGUCUGGUGCUGCUAUGUGCGCUGCCGGAGGUGCGAGACCAUGACCGACGUACACACCUGCAAAUAAGAUGAAGUACAGAAAACACGGCCAAACCUUCCUGCACUGUUUGGUACACAUGCCGGCCGCACAGGCAGCAAUGGCUCUUACCGUGUGGGAUUGCAGGGGGAUCAGCCUCAGGGGGAAUGGGCACUGCCAACCAACGGGUAGUACAAGCAUUUGGCAUAUGAAAGAGCAACCAAGUGAACAGCAGCCUGCAUGUUGGGACAGCUAAAACAACAGUAAAGGACUCCUGAUGACACAUUUGAAAAUGUAACUCCAUGAGCAGGGACAGACAUUAAACUUUCCAAGUCUUUAAUAGCCACGAUAUCCUGAAGAUCCAUGUGGUCAGUAGGUACAGUGGAGAAAACUCAAGCUCUCAUUAGCCAGAGACUAAAGAGUUAAGAGGUCGUGUAAGACACGCUAGAUAUAAUCCUUAUGUCUGUAUAUUUAGAACUAGGGCUAGGUGGAUCCACUAGAUGGUUUAUUUCUGCAGACUUUAGGAUAAAAAAAAAAAAAGAUAGGGGAAAUGUUCUGCUGUUGACCAUGGAGCAUUUGCUUUGCAGCCGUUUGGAAAGCUGCCUUCUGCAUAAUACACAGAAAACAUCUGGUAUUGAGGAAAAUGUGUGAUUGCAGAGAGCUGGGCACUUCCUGGGUGGACGAGGAGGGUCCACUGGUGUGGAGCAAGCUAUGUCCAGAGCAGAGGGGCUAGAGCACAGCCUGAACGGGAACAGCAUACCAAAUAGCAGUCUCGGGAUUUUUUUAUAGGUUGUCUUUCAAACACACAAAGGACAGGUCUGAGGAGGGACAGAAAUACAGUUUGGUAUUUGAAGGAAAUGAAAUCCUUUGCAGGCAUUUCUUCAGUAUCUGAACACACACUUUGUGAGUCAGCCGGUUGUCACCCCAGUGUUGGACUGUAUGCAAUAACCUGCCACGUUCAACCAUCUCACUGGUGGUUCACCAUUAUUUUCACAAUUAACCAUACAAGAUUCAGCCCAAAGACAUCUGCCAUAGAGCAAAAGAUCUUUUUAAAUACUGCUUUCUCUUAUAGAAGCAGCAGCUAGAACUUUUCAUUAGGUUUCAUCCUAAGUAAGUUCAAUGCACAAUGUAAUUUAUGGAUUGGCUCACACCACUAAAAUGCUUAAAAUGUUAUUGAUAACAUUUCCUCCUCCUCCAUAUGUUGGCUCAAUUUUAUUCUACAUCUGUGAAAGGUUGUUUAUUUUUAUGCAAUGAUUUAAUGCCUGGCUUAAAAAGCAUUUCUCUUAUUUAAAUGUGCAAAGACCUAUUUUUGAUAAGACAAGAAAGUUUAUAUUUUGUAAAUAUUUAAAUUAUGCAAGUUAUGUAAAAGGUUUCCAAAACUAAUGUGAUAAGAUUACAGCCUUUGACAUUUGUUGGUUAGAAAUUUGUUACUAUUGUAGUAGUUUUUAACUAAUUUUUAUUUGCAUAUGCAGGGGGAAAUUAGUCAGAGAAUUACAUAAAUGUUCUUUUUUUAACCAUCAGGGUGGCUAUAAUUAUUACAGUUAAUACACACUGAUGAGAAACAGUUA
This is a messenger RNA of Tyto alba (common barn owl), 2871 nucleotides long. RefSeq names its product Wnt family member 16 (gene WNT16). The record is from RefSeq and is a predicted model, not a curated record. Bases 227 to 1354 code for a protein of 375 amino acids. Gene Ontology annotation, cellular component: extracellular region. Gene Ontology annotation, molecular function: cytokine activity; frizzled binding. The transcript has 4 exons. NCBI's taxonomy places the organism in Eukaryota, Metazoa, Chordata, Aves, Strigiformes, Tytonidae. Gene Ontology annotation, biological process: cell fate commitment; multicellular organism development; canonical Wnt signaling pathway.